This is a messenger RNA of Closterium sp. Naga37s-1, 1590 nucleotides long. The record is from the annotation of a GenBank genome assembly. Lineage: Eukaryota; Viridiplantae; Streptophyta; Zygnematophyceae; Desmidiales; Closteriaceae.
AUGACGUCUAAAUACGAGGACGGUGGUGAGAGGGGAGCAAGAGAGGAAACGACUCAAAAAAUGAUGGGGGAAGCGGAGAAGAGGACGUUGGGGGAGUGGGGAGCGGGGACGGGCGGGGGGGGGGAGGGGGGGGAGAGGGGGGAGGGAGGGGGGGCGAAGGGGGAGGAAAGGGGUGGGGGAAGAUGGAGCAGGCAGGAGGCGGCGCUGACAUGGAUGGAGCUGAGAGACAAGAUCGAGGAGCUUAGCUUCCGUUCACACCACUCUCUCCCCUCAUACCCCAUGGAGCAGGCAGGAGGCGGGGCUGACAUGGAGCAGAGAGGCAAGGUGGAGGAGUUUCCAUUCACACUACUCUCUCCUCUCAUGAUCUCAUCCCCGCUUCCCUCCCUCCCUCCCUCCCUCCCUCCCUCCUCCUCUCCAGAUGGAUCUGGCAAGGGGAAGCGCAGGCUCGGAGCUGAGAGGCUUUCUGAAUCCCCACCGAGCUGGCAGGGGGGGCGCGGGCCUCGAGCUGAGAGGCAAAACCGAGGCGCUACUCUUUCCUGUUACUCCCCAUCCCUCUUCACUUCACCUCGCCUCGUCCUUCCCUCCUCCCCUCCUCCUCGUUCCUCCAGAUGGAGCUGGCCAAUGGAGCAGGCAGGAGGCGGCGCUGACGUGGAGCUGAGAGGCAAGAUCGAGGAGCCACCAUCCCCUCUCAUCCGCCUUCGCUCCUCCCCCUCCCUCGUCCCCUCUCUUCCUCUCUUUCUCCAGAUGGAGCUGGCAAGUGGCGGCGCGGACCUUGAGUUGAGAGGCAAGAUUGAGGAGCUACGAGCUGUUUCAUCAGCCAGCGUUGCUCAGACCAAUUCAUCAAUGGAGCAGAUGCAGCAGCAGUUUGCGGCGUUGAGUCGGCGGCUGGGGGAUUUGGACAGGAGGGUGACGUCAGCCAUGCAGGACCCUACCAUGCGCCUCGUGCUGCAGGGCAGUGCCCCCCUCUUCUCCCCCUCCCUGGGGGAAGGGGAGGACCGCUCUUCUCCCCCCUCGCUGGGGGAGGAAGGGGAGGAGGGGGAGGCACAGGGAGAUUCGGAAAGGAGAGGGGAGGGGAGUCAAGGAGUGAGGAGGGAGGAGGGCGAAGCGAGGGAGAGAAGUGGGGAGGCGGUGGGGAGUGGAGAGGUGAGGAGGGGUAGUGGGGAGAGUGGUGAGGAUGAGAGGCGGGAAGGCGAGGAGAGGAGGGAGGAAGGUGGGGGAGGGAGUGAUGGUGCUAGGGUGGUACUGUGGGUGAAGGUGCCGUGGAGGGCAGCAGUACCAGUGGCGAUCCUGCUGUUGCUGAAAGGGCAACCCUAUCCGUCCGUGGAUAACGGAUCAGCGUCAGGGGCGGGGCAUAGUGCAGCACACAACCUUUCCCCCUUUCUUUUCCCCCCACCCAACCACACCCACACACCCAACCCCACCAACCCACCGCCUUUCCGCCUUUCGAUCGAGGCACACCACCAGCCGCCACCGCUUCCCCCCCCACCACCAAUCGACCAACCGACCCACCACCGCACGGCACAACAACACCGCCGUUCUUCCCCCCCGCACCCCAUCCCCGACCACCCCUCCCCACUCACUCCCCUGUGA